UUUGAUACCCAAGAAGAUGAGAAAUUGCUCCAGGCAGCGGAAAAGUAUGAAGCUGAAUGUACAUCAAAGUUUCCAAGGCGCCAAUGCCUAACAACUGUCAUUGACCUCAACGGGAAAACAGUUUUUAUUACCAGAUAUAUCAAACCUCUGAAUCCACCACAGGAGCUCCUUGAUGCCAUCCCAAAUAGUUCUCAAACAGCAGCAGAACUGGUGGCUCGAUACGUUGCUUUGAUUCCUUUUUUGCCAGAUAGUGUGUCAUUUGCUGGAAUUUGUGAUUUAUGGAGUACAUCAGACCAAUUUCUUUAUCUUCUGGCGGGAGAUGAGGAGGAACACGCUGUGCUCUUGUGUAAUUAUUUUCUUGGUAUGGGGAAGAAAGCCUGGCUUAUCAUUGGAAAUGCUAUUCCUGAGGGAUCAACUGCAUAUGUAUUAACUUUGGAACAAAGUCAAUAUGUAAUUUGGAAUCCCCGUACUGGAUGUUUCUACAGGCAGUAUGAUACUUUCUGCCCCUUACAAAAUGUGUACUGUCUGAUCAGCUGUGACAAUAUUUGGUUUAAUAUGCAAGAAUAUGAUUCCCCAGUAAGGAUAAACUUUGAUAUCAGCAAACCCAAACUUUGGAAGCCUUUCUUUUCAAGAAGCUUGCCAUACCCUGGUCUCUGCAGCAUUCAGCCUGAAGAAUUAGUUUAUCAGCAUUCGGACAAGGCUGCUGCGGUGGAACUACAGGGCAGGAUUGAAAAAAUAUUAAAAGAGAAGAUUAUGGAAUGGAGACCAAGGCAUCUAACUCGUUGGAACAGAUACUGUACCUCUACCCUACGUAACUUUCUGCCACUGCUGGAACAAAACCAAGGCAAAGAUAUAGAAGACGACCAUCAGGCAGAGCUGCAAAAACAGCUAGGAGACUACAGGGUCUCUGGAUUUCCUAUUCAUAUGCCAUUUUCUGAAGUCAGACCUUUAAUAGAAGCUGUACACAGCACAGGAGUUCAUACCAUUGACGUUUCCAAUGUUGAAUUUGCUCUAGCUGUGUAUAUUCAUGCUUAUCCCCAAAAUGUUCUCUCUGUUUGGAUUUAUGUUGCUUCACUUGUACGAAAUAGGUAGUAUAGACCAGUCAGAAUCCCUCAAGAAUUUUGCUUAUGUAGGGGUAAAUGUAACAUAUUUUUCACACUGCUGAUUUGAGCUUAAAAAACUUGAGUGAGAACCCGAUUU
Molecule: messenger RNA, 1200 nt
Organism: Tauraco erythrolophus (red-crested turaco)
Lineage: Eukaryota; Metazoa; Chordata; Aves; Musophagiformes; Musophagidae
Source: RefSeq, a predicted model, not a curated record